UGAAACGGAUAGGGAAGCCUCUGAAGGCGCAGAGCAUCGUACAAAGAAAUCAUGGCGUCGAACGCCGUCAUUCUCACCCCUAAAUCUCUGCUGACGUUACGCUUCGAUGGUUUUCCACGUAAACCCUCUUUGCAUUUCACCACUCAGCUCACUCGAAUUCAACACAACCCUCUGCAAGCACAAUGCUUGUCAACCCGCUUUUCCCCUCCUAAUUCUUUUUCUUCCGGUCACGGGAUGAAGACAUUGAAUCCUUUUGAACCCGGGCCGACUCUUACCCGGUUUUCAGCGGUUUCUGACGGCAGUUCAGGCGGCGACGGCGGAGAUGGUGGCUUUGGUGAUGGUAAUUCCGGCGGCGGAGGCGGUAGUGAUGGUGAGGGCGAGAGUAACUGGUCAUUGCUUACAUGGUAUUUAUCUCUUCUUGAGAAGUACCCUGUGUGGACAAAAGCUGUCACAUCUGCUCUUUUGAAUUGUGUUGGAGAUUUGAUCUGUCAGCUGUGGAUCGACCACGCCCCAUCUUUAGAUGUAAAGAGGACGCUUCUCUUCACAUUUCUGGGCCUGGCCUUGGUGGGGCCGACGUUGCACUUUUGGUACCUAUACUUGAGCAGAUUGGUUGCAAUUCCUGGGGCAACUGGUGCUUUUGUGCGCCUUAUACUUGAUCAGUUCAUUUUCACUCCAAUUUUUAUUGGGGUUUUCUUAUCUACUUUGGUGGCACUUGAAGGGCGGCCAUCACAAGUGAUUCCGAAGCUUCAACAGGAAUGGUUCUCUUCUGUUCUUGUAAAUUGGCAACUAUGGAUACCCUUCCAAUUUCUCAAUUUCCGAUUUGUUCCACAGAACUUUCAGGUGCUUGCAGCCAACUUUAUUGCUUUAAUAUGGAAUGUGAUCCUCUCAUAUAAAUCCCACAAAGAAAUUCCUGCCACAUAAGCAGAACUCUGAACACAUUUUUAUCAGGCCUGGUCUUCAUGUGAUUGGAAAACGCGACUUCGAAGGUUUUACAGAACAAUAAUCUUUGUUAUUUUGGCUUCUUUUCAUAUCUAGCAGCUUCUAAUGGACAUUUUUCUAGAAUUCUACCUUGCUUUCUAACAGGAUUCUUUUUUUAGUUAAUCUUUUUUUUUCC
This is a messenger RNA of Ipomoea triloba (trilobed morning glory), 1114 nucleotides long. Its product is annotated as protein sym-1-like. Lineage: Eukaryota; Viridiplantae; Streptophyta; Magnoliopsida; Solanales; Convolvulaceae. Gene Ontology annotation, cellular component: cytoplasm; membrane. The coding region runs from base 52 to 921 and encodes 289 amino acids. The transcript has 8 exons. The record is from RefSeq and is a predicted model, not a curated record.